GGUAAUAUGUGCACAAAAGGGGUGCAAAGACAACACACUUCAGUUUGUCAGCAGGAGUUGUGGUGAACGUGAGCAGCAGCCGAGCGUAGCAGCGACAGCCGACAUGAAAUUCCAAACUCUUUUGUCCCUGCUGCUCAUCAUCUGCACCACGCUGUGUGUGGCACAAGAAUCAGCAGUGGCUGCUUCAUCUGAGUUUGACCCCCAAGAAAAUGCUCACCCCCAGGAUUCCUAUCAAACCUUUGAUGGUUCCUACGGCAACUGCUGUUUGGGCCACGUGCGCAGGAUGAGAGCCAACGCCAUCGUCAACAUCGAGAGCUACAGGAUACAGGAAACAGAUGGAGACUGCAACAUCAGAGCUGUCGUCUUCACCAUGAUGAGAACGCCCGGCCGUAAAAACCAGCGCACCGUCUGCGCCGACCCGGACAAGAAAUGGGUGAAGAAGCUGAAGGAGGCUGUGGACGCCAGGGAGAAAAUCAGCAGGAGAUAAACAUAAAACAUCAUAAAUCUUCCAGCACGCCUGUAAAUGUGCUAUUUCCUGCCACUGACAAAAGAAUGUAAGUUAGAUCAGGACACGUCGUCUAUUUUGGGAACUACAUUGGAACUUUGUUUUAUUUCCUGUGUGGAGCCUGCAAGAAAUGAGCCAAUAUUGGACAGCUUUGGACUGUACAGCCCUCAAAUAUUCAUAUAAUUCAUAUUCAUAUAUUCAUCCUAUAAACAUAGUUUCACUAGGAAUCAACAAUGAGCACAUUUGAGCUGGAAAAGACACAAAAAAGUCAAUUUUUCCCCCCAUAUUUUCUGACACAAAAGGUUCUACAGUGGAGACGGGAUUCAUGUAGCCCCCAUUUCUGGGUGGAUCUCGCGUGAGAGGGAGGAGGGGGUUAAUCAUUUUGCAAUGCACAAAUGUAAUGCCGAGCGCAUAUCAUUAUGUCAAGAUAAUGGCACUAGCAUUUACUUCAUUUAAGAAUAUUUUUCAACAUAUUGAGCAAAAAGGUCUCCUUUUUUUUCUCCCAAGAAAAGUGCACUUGUUAUUAGUGAGAAUAUACUUAUUUUAAGGUAUUUUUGGGUUCAUUGAGGUUAGCUAAUUUAACUUGUUUUGGAAAGUCUUGACAAGCCACAUUUUCUUGUUCUAUUGGCAGAUAAUUUUGCUUAGUUCAGAUAAAAUACCCCUAAUUUUUGUAUUUUUUAUUUUCUUGUUUUUGAACACUGACUUUUUGCAGUGUAGACCCCGAGAGUAACAAGUGGUUGCCUUGUUGCCUUUCCAUUAAGAACAAUAAACUCGUUUUUAGUAUAAAUUUGCUAGUUUCUAGAAAUAUAAUGCCGAGCGCAUAUCAUUAUGUCAAGAUAAUGGCACUAGCAUUUACUUCAUUUAAGAAUAUUUUUCAACAUAUUGAGCAAAAAGGUCUCCUUUUUUUUCUCCCAAGAAAAGUGCACUUGUUAUUAGUGAGAAUAUACUUAUUUUAAGGUAUUUUGGGGUUCAUUGAGGUUAGCUAAUUUGACUUGUUUUGUAAAGUCUUGAAAAGCCAAAUUUUCUUGUUCUAUUGGCAGAUAAUUUUGCUUAGUUCAAAUAAAAUACCCCUCAUUUUUGGAAUUUUUUUUGUUGUUGUUUUGGAACACUGACUUUUUGCAGUGUAGACCCCGAGAGUAACAAGUGGUUGCCUUGUUGCCUUUCCAUUAAGAACAAUAAAUGAGUUUUAGUAUAAAUUUGCUGGUUUCAAGAAAUGUAAUGCCGAGCGCAUAUCAUUAUGUCAAGAUAAUGGCACUAGCAUUUACUUCAUUUAAGAAUAUUUUUCAACAUAUUGAGCAAAAAAAAUCUCUUUUUUUUUCUACCAAGAAAAGUGCACUUGUUAUUAGUGAGAAUAUACUUAUUUUAAGGUAUUUUGGGGUUCAUUGAGGUUAGCUAAUUUUACUUGUUUUGGAAAGUCUUGACAAGCCAAAUUUUCUUGUUCUAUUGGCAGAUAAUUUUGCUUAGUUCAAGGAAAAUACCCCUCAUUUCUGUUUUUCUUGUUUUUGAACACUGACUUUUAGCAGUGUAGACCCCGAGAGUAACAAGUGGUUGCCUUGUUACCUUUCCAUUAAGAACAAUAAACUAGUUCUUAAUGCCGAGCGCAUAUCAUUAUGUCAAGAUAAUGGCACUAGCAUUUACUUCAUUUAAGAAUAUUUUUCAACAUAUUAAGCAAAAAGGUCUCCUUUUUUU
Molecule: messenger RNA, 2194 nt
Organism: Entelurus aequoreus (snake pipefish)
Lineage: Eukaryota; Metazoa; Chordata; Actinopteri; Syngnathiformes; Syngnathidae
Product: C-C motif chemokine 5-like
Exons: 6
Coding region: 104-487 (127 amino acids)
Biological process (GO): cellular response to interleukin-1; monocyte chemotaxis; cellular response to tumor necrosis factor
Cellular component (GO): extracellular region
Molecular function (GO): CCR chemokine receptor binding; chemokine activity
Source: RefSeq, a predicted model, not a curated record